Gaeumannomyces tritici R3-111a-1 is the source of this 258-nucleotide messenger RNA. RefSeq lists its product as hypothetical. Lineage: Eukaryota; Fungi; Ascomycota; Sordariomycetes; Magnaporthales; Magnaporthaceae. The transcript has 2 exons. The record is from RefSeq and is a predicted model, not a curated record. Bases 1 to 258 code for a protein of 85 amino acids.
AUGUCGUCACCGAGACAUCCUUCUAACCUUUACGGCCUCCAUCUCUGCGGCGUGGCUUCUUUGCCUCUCAGCCGGGCAGCCACCUGGCGCGAUCCGGGUGUUGACGACAUGAGCGUGAUGGCUGGCCCGAUUCGCAAAACCUACACCAUUCGAGAAGCCGUCCCUGGACGUGGCCUGCGGAGCGAUUUGGAGUACGACAGGGGACCGGGUGGCAGGCAUGGCUGGGUGGACGAGCCCAGGGCUGAGGCUGCGGAUUAG